AGUAAGAGAUGAAGAUGGAAUAGUCUUGAAUAAAAGGACAAAAGGGAUCAUGAUAAACCAAAGUUGGUAGACAUUACUUCGUAAAGUGAGGAGAGAGGCUGGCGCUUCGGCUUUCUUUUAGACAGCACGAUCUAACACCUUCUCGUUCUUCGUCAACCGUAGUAGUUCUAGGUCUAGCAAAAAAAUGGCAAUACCUUCACAACUAGCACCAGCAUCGAUAGAAGCAGAGCGCCUCUUCCGAUGGCAGCAGGAGGCUUCAGGUCUCCGCGAUCUUCGCUUGGUAUUCGAUGAACGUAGAGGCUGGCACUUACGAGCUGCGCGCUCUUUCACAGCCGGUUCUGUUAUCGCACACGAAGAACCGAUAGCAUGCGUCGAGUAUGAAUUUAGUCGGCGGCUGAAUCGAGCCUGCGUCUCGUGUCUAAGGCCUUUGGACAGAGACUUCGUAGAUGUCGCGGCUCGUGUCCUUGGAGGCAGUGACUGUCGUUACGAUUUAGCUUUGUUGGAUGUCGUUGAGAAACAGCUUGAGAAACAACUUGAGAAACAGCUCGAGAAACAGCUUGAGACCUGCAAGACUUUUCCCUCAAGAACAUCCUCUUGGCCGAACUUAAGACGUGCUGUAAAGGCAACAGGCUUACAUCGGGAGGCUGACGAAGAGUAUGGAGGUUCCUGCGAACUUGGGGAUCAUAGCUGCUCCAAUUCUAAUUUCCACUGGUGUGAUGAAUGUUGGAGCUUUGUACAGCAGGGGUCAACGCCGGAUGCUGACGCUAGGGGAUCUCCACAUGAAGCGGCGCUAAAGCGAGCACGUGCAGCAGCGCUGCACUAUUUCCUUUGUGGCAGAAGUGGCGCACCUGGAUCUGCAUCAAAGCAUCAAGAUUCUGAUGCUUUAUGCCGCUACAAACUCUUCCGUACCUAUGUGUUGCUGAAGGAGGAGAAUGAGUCUUCUCUGCUGGGCUUCAAUGUGGUAGCGCAAAUUGUAUAUCUGGUUUUGCGUGAGGGAUGGGCCGCAGAGAAAGCGGUUGCUGAGUAUGCAUCCUUUUGCUUUUGCGAAGACAAAGUGCAGAAAAAACUCAAAAGCGCCACCUUUUCCGGUUUGUAUGAAAGAUUGAGUGCGGUUUUUAUAGGUUCGUGGGAGGAAGAUGAAGAACAGGGAGAUGGGUCUCGGAGUGGAGGGGGAGAAGCUGCUCUUGCUGGAGCAGGAGGAGACGAGUUCGAAAAGGAAAACCCCACCUGUGAUCUAAAGAAGCGACGGCGUUUAGAGGAAGAGGAUACGAAAAUAGGAAAUGAAAACAAACGAGGCACACUUCUAGACUCUCUUUUCAAGGACCACGUCACGCCUUACUUUUUCGGACGACUCUUGGCACAGCUUGAUAUGGUCAAUGUAGAUGCUGAAGCGACACAGAGAUGGCAUUUUGGAGCUAAACACCGACGUCGGCAAGAAGAAGAACUCGAACAGGGGGGCUCUGCAAAAAGCAAAAACUGUGAAGGGGAUCUAUGCCGCAUGUUAUCGCCUGUACUGCAGCGAAUGCGGGAUAUUGUAAGGCCGCAAGCUGCGCAAGCAAAUGGGCAUCAUGGUGGAGGCAGAGCAAGGGCUGUUAGGGUCGUGGCAGAAGAUGGAACGGAUGACGAUGGCGAAGACGAUAGUAUGAGCAAAAGCGUUGGAAGCGAGAGCGACGUCGAAGCCAUGGAGAAUUUCGACAAGCUAUUAGGGGAUGGCACUCCAACCCAAAGUGCUUUUCCCGACGUUCUUGGACUAGGUCUUGUCCGAAUCAUCGCACUCUGCAACCAUAGUUGCGACGCGAACGCCUUGGUUGACUUUCCAUGCGGUGCGAAGGUCGUUCUCAGAGCCGCACGUGAUAUUGCUGAAGGGGAAGAAGUGUGUAUCAGCUACGUUGAGGACGACCAGGGACUAGAAGUGCGCCGAACCCUGCUACAAAACAACUACGGCUUUAAGUGUACCUGUCCACGCUGCGUGAAGGAAGAGGGGAGUGAUGCGUAAAACAAUCUCUGAUUGUCGUCCUAGGACUUUCAAAGCCGCGACAUCCAUGCUUACCUACCUCCCUCGGGCAGGACCCUGCGGCCCAGAAUCUCCUGGGACCGAGCUUUCACCCUAAUAGCCCUUAACUAAAACUGUGCUCACCUGACCCUGUUUCGACGAUCCCCGUGCGUCCACCGUUGUUCAAGAGAUUUGUACUCCAGUGAACAACCUAACUCAAAGUAAAGAACGAAAUCCAAGGUCAAAAACCUGCUCCAUAGCUGGAAAGCAGGCGCUUAUGUUCGCCCGGCCGUUUCUUCAAGGGACUACUCAUUAUUGGUAAUGUG
Amoebophrya sp. A25 is the source of this 2319-nucleotide messenger RNA. Lineage: Eukaryota; Dinophyceae; Syndiniales; Amoebophryaceae. The record is from the annotation of a GenBank genome assembly.